This is a messenger RNA of Camelina sativa (false flax), 1688 nucleotides long. The record is from RefSeq and is a predicted model, not a curated record. Lineage: Eukaryota; Viridiplantae; Streptophyta; Magnoliopsida; Brassicales; Brassicaceae.
CACACACAGCUUGUGUCUGUUCAUUAUUGUUAAAGGUGUAGUCUUUAGAUGUAACGAAAGAGAAGAAUCUAUUUCUAGCCUCUGAGAAGAAUCUGUUAGGAAAUUAGCAAUCUUUGGUCCAUUUGUUGAUUUCUCAGAACUUGAUCUUUUACACAAACGAUGUCAAUUUUGGUUUGUAAGUUUUUGUGUCAUCUAUUUUGGAAUAAGGUUUUCGUUCCAUCUAUGUUAAGACUUGCUCUGAUUCAUGGAUAUAAAAUUUGCAUCAUAAAAUAUGACAGUCAAUGUAGCUCCCACAGUUUCUAGUUUUCUGUGAAUUGACAAGAGAUUUGAUUAAUCUGGCAGAUCUUAUAUAGUUUACUUGGUUUGAUUGUAGAAAUGUCGAAUGAUGCAGCUCAUACGCCCUUGUUACCAGCUGACAAGGUAGAUACCAUGGCUCAAGAUUUCAACCAAAGCUCAAGAAUUUCUUCUUCAAGGAAAAGAAGAUUGCGUCGCUCUAGAAGCGCUCCUCGUGGUGAUUGUAUGUACAGUGAUGAUGUCAAAAUCGACGAACCACCUCCAAAUCCUAGUAAAAUCCCAAUGUUCACUGAUGUAAACCCUAACCUCAGGCGAGUGAUCAUGUUCUUGGCUUUAUAUUUAGCCGUUGGUACUUUAUGUUUCUACCUCGUGAGAGACCAGAUCUCAGGUCGUAAGACCAAUGGUGUGUUGGAUGCUGUCUAUUUCUGUAUUGUUACGAUGACAACCGUUGGAUACGGUGACCUUGUCCCUAAUAGUUCUACCUCAAGAAUACUUGCUUGUGCCUUUGUCUUCUCUGGGAUGGUCCUUGUUGGUCACCUUUUAAGUAAAGCAGCGGAUUAUCUAGUGGAGAAGCAAGAGACUUUGCUCGUUAGGGCUUUCCAUUUGCGUCAAAGCUUCGGUCCAACAGACAUUCUCAAGGAGCUCCAUACUAACAAGUUGAGAUACAAAUGCUAUGCUACAUGCCUUGUCCUUGUAGUCCUCAUCCUUGUUGGUAUAAUUUUCCUUGUAAUGGUUGAGAAAAUGCCGGUUGUUGACGCUUUCUACUGCGUCUGUUCCACUGUUACGACAUUGGGUUAUGGUGAUAAGAGCUUUAGCUCAGGAACCGGACGCCUGUUUGCUGUGUUUUGGAUCUUGACGAGCACCAUAUGUUUGGCUCAGUUUUUCCUUUACUUGGCUGAGCUAAAUACAGAAAACAAACAGAGGGCGUUAGUGAAAUGGGUUUUGACAAGAAGAAUCACAAACAAUGAUCUCGAAGCAGCUGAUCUUGAUGAAGAUGGAGUCGUUGGAGCUGCAGAGUUUAUUCUAUAUAAACUGAAGGAAAUGGGAAAGAUUGAUGAGAAAGAUAUUUCUGGGAUAAUGGAAGAGUUCGAGCAACUCGAUUACGAUGAAUCGGGUACGCUAACAACUUCUGACAUCGUUCUAGCUCAGACGACUUCUCAGAUUCAAAGGUAAGCUUCGUUAUCAUCAUCAUGUUGCGAAGACGAAUCAGAAACUUUGUUGAGCACAACUCUUAAAACCAAAGACAGUGAAGAAUUUUUUUUGGAAAAUUUGAUUGUUUCUUUUUGUGUGUUUGUAACGAAUGUUAUACGCCAAUACUCAAGAGUAUUGAUCUGAUAUGUUUGUUGAUGCUGAGUGUAAAAUCAUCUAUACAUCUAUACAUAUGAAUUGACUUA